Fusarium keratoplasticum is the source of this 312-nucleotide messenger RNA. RefSeq lists its product as uncharacterized. Lineage: Eukaryota; Fungi; Ascomycota; Sordariomycetes; Hypocreales; Nectriaceae. The coding region runs from base 1 to 312 and encodes 103 amino acids. Gene Ontology annotation, cellular component: mitochondrial intermembrane space. Gene Ontology annotation, biological process: mitochondrial respiratory chain complex IV assembly. The transcript is spliced from 4 exons. The record is from RefSeq and is a predicted model, not a curated record.
AUGAGCACAUUCGGUAGCCCCGGUGCCCUGCCGGCCACGAAGCCUACACCACCCCAGCGUGGGAGCUUUCCUCUUGACCACGAUGGCGAGUGCAAGACCGUCAUGACAAAGUACCUAGCAUGCAUGAAAAAAGUGCGAGGCGUCAAUGAAGACGAAUGCCGCGACCUGGCAAAGGCCUACCUCUCGUGCAGAAUGGACAGAAACCUCAUGGCCAGGGACGAGUUCAAAAACCUGGGCUUUGCAGAACCUCCACCGCCUCCAGCUCCAGCAAAGGAGCCGGAAAAGGGCGUCAAGGGCGAGCUGCGGUGGUAA